AUGCCGUGACGGUUGGUGGUCGGCUGAGUCCAGCUGAGUCGUCGCGUGCCGGUGGUUGUGGCCCUGCGGUGGGUGCAAAGGGCGCAGGACAAAACAGAAACCAACUAGCCGGAUAUUCGUCAUCAGAUUUCUGUGGUGUGCUUCAUCUGGCAUACUUGAAUUGUAGUUUCCAUUUGGGGUUAAUCAAGAGACCAAAUUUAUGUUGACCUCUUUGUGAUGUUCAGUGUUGUAUCAAGUAUGAAAUGAGAACAAAUAUUUUUUGCAACCUCAUUACUCCCUGUAGACUGCUGUGUUUGCCUGACAAGACAAGCUUCAGGUAUCUGCUAAAGUGUGAAUUUACUCAGCAUCAGAACAAGCUUGGAAGCAUGUCUGGGCCCAGACGCGGAUCUGACGUGAUGCGCAGCUCCGGCAAACAAACCAACGGCCGCCAGGCCAACUUGCCCUUCAUCAUCGGCGUGGCGGGAGGCACGGCGUCGGGAAAGUCGACCGUCUGCAAGCGGAUCAUGGAGAAGCUGGGCCAGGAGGCCAUGGAGCAGGAGAACCGGCGAGUGGUGUGCAUCAGCCAGGACAGCUUCUACCGCGAUCUCUCUCUGGAGGAGUCGCAGAAGGCGCUGCGCGGCCAGGUCAACUUCGACCACCCCGACAUGUUCGACGACCGGAUGCUGCUGGAGACGCUGCGCGACAUCCGUGAUGGCAAACAGUGUCACCUGCCCGUCUACGACUACAAGACCAACUCGCGCCUGGCCGAGAUGCGGAAGAUCUACCCGGCCGACGUGGUGCUGUGCGAGGGCAUCCUGGUGUUCUACCAGCCGGAGGUGCGCGCCAUGUUCGACAUGAAGCUGUUCGUGGACACGGACGCCGACACGCGGCUGAGCCGACGCGUGCGGCGCGACACGAACGAGCGGGGCCGCGACCUGGACACCGUGCUCGACCAGUACACCAACCUGGUGAAGCCGGCAUUCGAGGAGUUCUGCCUGCCGACCAAGAAGUUUGCCGACGUCAUCAUCCCGCGCGGCGCCGACAACACGGUGGCCAUGAACCUGAUCGUGGAGAACAUUCGGGAGCGACUGCGGGAGGACGCCGGGCGGGACAGCAGCCGCGCCUCCGGGAGGGACGCCGGCCGCCGCCGCAACGUCUCCGAUAGUCAGCUGUUCACGCCCCACUAGAGGCCGGCCGGGCGCGGCGCCGCCAGCGGCCGAGGCCGAGGCGGACGUCGUGCCGCCCCGGGCGGGAGGGCACCUCUCCACCGUCUGGUCCCGCUGCACCGCACACCGUGACGCGCCACCGCAGCAGGCGCGGGCAGUACAAACGGCCCGGGCCGUCUCUAGUCUUCUUUUGCCGUGCUUUCACCGCCGUUGCUGGUCCAGCCCGCUGCGUGGCAGUGCCGCGGGCGUGGCUCCGGUGAGAGGAGGCCCGAUUACUCGCGGGAAAGCUGCUUGGUGCGACGACCGGCGCCCGCCGCGCACACUGUCCCCACCUGGCGGCCGCUUUGCACACUCGUGUGUUGUGCGCCACGUGCACGUCCCCGCCCCACGAACAACGAGCAAGUCGAUGCUGUCGGACUUGCGCCGUCCCUGCUUCAUGUUGAAUUGAAGGCGUAGCUAUGUUGGCGGCAGUUGACGGCACUGACGCUGGCCUAGAAGAUGCAGGGGGCAGCCAACCCUAACAGGAAUAACAGGAAUAGGGGGGGGGGGACCUAACAGGAAUAGUAGAGCGUCGACUGAUUUUCUAGUGCGUAGUCUUGCCCGCGCCAAAGAUGGUAUAUUGUAUGGAGCCGGAGCUAGCCAGUUUUCGGAACCUGUAUAAGAUCUACAAAGUCUUCAUUAGCGUCUUGACCUUGUUCAACGUGCUUAAAGAAGAAAGCCAAGUCGGCAUUAGAUGCAACUUUUUGAGGCUGGACACGGUGUCGUGGCGCACGGUUAGGCACGCCCAUGCUGUGGUGUUGUCAAUAGUACGCGCAGCGGAGGUGUGCGUUCUGCCGCAAACUGCUCUCAUUCACAGUAUUGGGUUUCAUUUGCGGCAUUCGGUAUUCAUUUGCCGGCCACAAAUGUCAUCUGGCGUGUGCGCGGUGCUUGUAGAAUGGAGGUGGACGCUUUGCCGGCCGGCGCGUGUCAGACGCUCGAUCUUCUGUGAGAUACGCCAAAGCAGCUUCCGAUCAAGCCUAUCGUUAAUCUAGUCGAUCUGGUCCCGCUGUUGCAUGGAACAAUUUUUAACGUAAGGAAGCCUCGCCAUUUUAUUAGCUAUUUAGCGUGUCGUAAUAAGUGUACCAAAGCCUUCUCACUUUUGCAUAGUAACAACCGCUAGCAGUGGCUGUGGACCCAGAGAGGGCGACGGUGGUCGAUGGAAGAUGAGUUGGGUGAUAAGAACUGUGCAUUGAUUCGAAGUAUGGAGCUUUGACGAGCUGUGGUUUGCUGCAUCGUCGUUUUUAAUGACGGUGUGAGCCGCAGACCAGCGUGGCGCCAGUUUUUUGCGUGCGACCUGGAGGGAGCCUGGCGCCGCCCGGUGGGGGAGCGCAGCUGGGGAACGACCGGGUCAGGUCGUCUUGCUCGCGCUGCGGCCGGCGCAAGCUGCAGCUCGCGACUCAUUCAACACAGUUUUGAUCACGUGUGUGGAAUCUCAUAUUACGAACGGCAAAUAAAGGCGUGUGGCGUUUCA
This is a messenger RNA of Pollicipes pollicipes, 2655 nucleotides long. It is a transcript of the gene Uck, whose product is annotated as Uridine-cytidine kinase. The record is from RefSeq and is a predicted model, not a curated record. Lineage: Eukaryota; Metazoa; Arthropoda; Thecostraca; Pollicipedomorpha; Pollicipedidae. Bases 243 to 1166 code for a protein of 307 amino acids. The transcript is spliced from 8 exons. Gene Ontology annotation, molecular function: ATP binding; kinase activity.